Messenger RNA from Oncorhynchus gorbuscha (pink salmon), 12284 nucleotides. Its product is annotated as obscurin-like protein 1. The record is from RefSeq and is a predicted model, not a curated record. Gene Ontology annotation, molecular function: protein binding. The coding region runs from base 445 to 11010 and encodes 3521 amino acids. Lineage: Eukaryota; Metazoa; Chordata; Actinopteri; Salmoniformes; Salmonidae. The transcript has 38 exons.
GUGUCUCAGGGUUGAACGCCACAGAUUGGGGCACCGCUCUGGAGUGUAGAAAGGGCGCUGAGGGGGAAAUACUCUAAUUCUCUUUACUUUUCUUGGAUGCGUCUGGCACAGGCCCGUCAAUAUGUACUAAAAGAUCACUUGGAAACUGUGAAAACAAAGCUCCACAUUGGUUGAUAUUUGAGAGACAGAACCCCAACCGGAUUACAGUUGGUGUCGGGGAAAGAAUCGACCAGUAAGUGACAUUACUCAGCAGUUUGGAGGCGGGGAAUAUAGCCUCAGUGGCUUGAAGAAGAGUGCCAGUGCGGAAUGUAUGUUGACGGUCGCUCCUUGGGACCAAAGAGAGAACCUUAUACAGUACAUAAGUGGGCAGCCCAACUCCAGUGAGGGAGCAACUACAUGCCGGUGGCCUGCCUAUGGUGAGGUGAGGCUGGCAAACUAGCAGAGAUGGAUGUGUUUGGUGGUGCCCCACGUUUCCUGGCCUACCCUCGCCCCAUAGUAGUGCAGAGUGGCACUGAUGCUGUCCUGAAGUGUCAGAUCGGCGGGGACCCCAGGCCAGCGGUCAUCUGGGAGCGAAACAACGAACAGAUCCACCCAGAGGGUCGCUACCGUCUCUUCGAGGAUGGAAAUGUCUACAAUCUCAUAAUUUCAUCGGUGACCACAGAGGAUAGCGGCCAGUACACAUGCAAGGCCAAGAACAGCAUCGGGGAAACAUAUGCCGCGGCGACCCUGAAGGUGGAGGGUGAGGCCCAAGAGAUGGAGCUCCGGGAGGAGAACAAGCCUCGUUUCCUGAUCAAGCCCCUCUCCACCCGGGUGGGCCGCGGCGAAGACGCCGUCUUCUCCUGUAAGCUGUGGGGAAACCCGCGGCCAGAGGUGGUCUGGGAAAAGGACGGGAGAAAACUCAAUGAGAUAUUUGAGAGUACACAUUUCAAUGUGGGCUACCAGGACGGGGGAUGGUUCCAGCUUAAAAUCUUCAAGACUCGUGCACCCGACGGUGGAGUGUACACAUGCAAGGCCAGAAAUGAGUUUGGAGAGGGGCUGGCUGGAGCCGUGUUGCUCGUCGAUGCAGGGCCGGGUCACGAGGAAGAGGGAAACCGUAACGGUUACACAAAUGGCCACUGGAAAGGCCAUCAAGGCAAACAGCGGAGUGGUAGGCAGCUGACCACACGGCUCAAAGACGACCCAGUGACCAACCAAGCCAAGCAAGUGAAAAUGUUUGCCGUGACAGAGGGCAAGCAUGCCAAAUUCCGCUGCUUUGUGACUGGGAAGCCCAAACCAGAAAUAAUAUGGAGGAAAGAUGGCAGGCUGAUCAUGUCCGGAAGACGGUACCUGUUAUAUGAAGACAGGGAGGGCUACUUCACACUUAAAGUGCUGUAUUGUAAGCAACAGGACAAUGGGGUUUAUGUUUGCGCUGCAUCCAACACUGCAGGACAAACCCUCAGUGCUGUACAUCUCUCUGUGAAAGAGCCGCCUGUGCGGUUUAAGCAGCCCCUCAUUGAUCUGGAGGUGUGGGAACGGGACCUGGCUGUUCUGGAGUGUGAGGUUCCUGAGGACUCUGUUCCCAUCACAUGGUAUUUGGAGGACAGGCGGCUACAGCCAGGGGCCAAAUAUGGGAUGGAAGAGUGGGGAACAAAACGACGUCUCACUAUUCGUGACAUCGGAGUCGACGACGAUGGGAUUUAUCUUUGCGAGAUGGCGGAUGGGGGGAGGAGUAUUGCUGAGGUGGCAGUUAAAGGCACAAUCGUGCGUAAGCUUCCACGUAAGGUGGAUGUUUUGGAGGGGGAAAAUGCUGCCUUCUGUGUUGAAGUGGAGGAGGAGGAAAUGGACAUACACUGGUACAAAGAGGGGACGGAGCUGCGUGAGACUCAUCAGACCAUCCUGAAGUCCUUUGGAAAAACUCACAUUCUGGUUUUUGUCAACACAACGCCCCAGGAUUCUGGCCUUGUGACCUUCUUUGUGGGAAGAUCCAAAACCUCCUCUCAGCUGAGGGUAAAAGCGGCCAGGCAUAGCCCACCCAGCUGUCCAGUGGGUGUGCAAAUCAACACAGAGCGUGCCAACGCUGCCCUCCUCUCCUGGGUUCCGGCACAGGACACCCGGAAGAACCCCCCAUCGGGUUACGUGUUGGAGAGGCAAGAGGUGGGCACCGGUUCUCAGGAGUGGCUGCAAUGCUUGACCACCGACUCGGCCACCUCAGUGGAGAUUCUUGGUGACAGCGUACCCUGCGAGGCAGAUUAUCGCUUUCGCAUAUGCAGUGUCAACAAGUAUGGCAGGAGCAACAAUGUGGAGUUUCCAAGGGCAGUUCACCUGGUCCCUGUGACCAGAAUACAAGCCCCUCUGCAGGAUGCCUUGGUGCCAGAAGGCCAGGAUGCCUGCUUCUCAAUUGAGCUCACUGCCUCAGUUAUUGGCUCAUGGUUCUUGAAUGGCACUCAGCUUCUGGAGGAUGACCGUUACUCCAUGCGGCGGUCUCGAACGCACCAAUCCCUACGCAUACAAGGUGUACGAGACACCGACAACGGGGCCGAGAUCACAUUCAUUGCCUAUGGAAUACGAGAUUCAGCAGCACUCUAUAUUCAAGCUCCUCUAGUGAAGUUCACACCACUGUCAGAGAUGGAUCGUAAUAAAUUUGUUGAACUUGGCAACCCCAUUGUACUCUACUGCGAGUUGUCAGACCCCGCAGUUCCAGUACACUGGUACAAGAAUGGGGUGGAGGUACACACAGUCGAGGGUCUUCAUAUUCAGUCAGAAGGCACAAUGAGGAGAAUUGUCAUCCAAUCGUCAGAGUUCUCCCAUUCCGGAGUGUAUUGCUGUGAUGCCAUUGAUGAUGUCAUAAGGUUCAACGUGGAAGUUGAGGCUCCACCUGUGAGGUUUUCAGCACUUCCAGAAGCUGAGAUGAACAAGUCCAUUGAAGCAGGCUGCCCCAUUAUACUGCAAUGUGAGCUCUCAGAUCCAACUGCCCAGGUCUACUGGUACAAGGAUGGAACAAAGCUCCUACCUCAAAGUGGAAUAGAAAUCCAGUCAGAUGGCAUCACAAGGACACUAGUCGUCCAGUCAGCAGAGAUAUUCUACUCUGGGUCGUACAGCUGCAAGACAAAGGGUGAUGCCAUCAAGUUCAAUGUGGACGUCAAAGUUCCGCCUAUGAGGUUCUCAGUACUUCCAGAAGCUGAGAGGAACAUGGUCAUUGAAGCAGGCUGCCCCAUUGUACUGAAAUGUGAGCUCUCAGAUCCAACUGCCCAGGUCUACUGGUACAAGGAUGGAAUACAGCUCUUUUCAAACCAUGAACUAGACAUCCAAUCAGAAGGCAACAUGAGGAUGUUGGUUGUUCAGUCAGCAGAACUGACUCACUCUGGCACUUACAGUUGUACCACAGUGGAUGAUACCAUGGAGUUCCAUGUGGAUAUCAAAGCUGUGCCAGUGACCUUCUCAGCUAUCUUUGAUGUUGAGAAGACCAAGUCGGUUGAAGCAGGCUGCCCUUUUCAACUGCAAUGUGAGGUUACAGAUCCCACUGCCCAGGUCUACUGGUGCAAGGAUGGGGAAAAGCUCCUCCCACAGACUGGAAUGGAUAUCAAAUCUAAUGGCACCAUGAGGAGGCUCAUUGUCCAAUCAGCAGAGGUCUUUCACUCAGGGCUGUACAACUGUGAAACUUCUGACGACACUCUCCAGUUUACUGUGGAUAUCAAAGCUCCACCAGUGAAGUUCUUACCUUCACCAGAGGUUGUGAAGAGCCAGCCGUUUAAAGCAACCUGCCCCAUUGACCUACCCUGUGAGAUCUCAGACCCCAUUGCCCAGGUGUCACGGCAGAAGGACAAAGUAGAGCUCAUCUCUGACACUGGACCUUUCGAAAUGGGGGGCAUCAGGAGGAACCUGGUUGUCGAACCGGCACACCCCUCCAACUCUGGGGCGUAUUAUUGUGCUACAGCGGAAGAUGUUGCCCUGUUAAUUGUACAGAACCAAGCUCCGCCCAUGACAUACUUGGUGGCCCCUGAAGUUGAGAAGAACAAGUCCAUAGAAGCAGGCCUCUCAAUUGUACAACAGUUUGAGAUUUCAGACCCCAUUGCCCAGGUCUGCUGGGACAAAGAUGGAACACAGAUCUACCCACAUAGUGGACUUGACAGACAAUCAAAGGGCAGCAUAAGGACUUUGUUCAUCCAACCAGAUGACAUGUCCUGUGGUGGGAGGUUUGACUGCCAAACAACUGGCGAUUCCACACAAUUUAAUGUGGCCAUCAAAGCAGAGCUGUCUCACCCUGGCAGUGAGAAGGGUGAGAUAUCUGAUGAGUCUUCCCAAUACACUAUGGAUAUCAAAGCUGCACCUGUGAGGGUCUCAGCUGACCAAGCGAUUGAGAAGAACAAGUCCAUUGAAGAGGUCUGCCCCAUUGAGGUUCACUGUGAGCCCUUGGACUCUACUGUCCAGAUCCUCCACUACAAGUACGGUCAACAUCUUCAAACAUAUGGAAUAUAUUCCACGGAGACGCCAAGUCUCCAAUCUGUGGAGCACUUUUCCAUAGAGACACCAACUGUCCAAUCAGCAGAACACUAUUCAAUAGAGACAGCAACUCUCCAUUCACCAGAGCUCUAUGGCUCCAUGGAGACAGCAACCUUCCAAUUAGCAGAGCUAUAUGGCUCCAUGCAGACACCAACUCACCAAUCAGCAGAGGUCUGUGGCUCCAUGCAGACACUAACUCUCCAGUCUGCAGAGCUCUAUGAUUCUAUGCAGACACAAACUCUUCAAUCAGCGGAGCUCUAUGGCUCCAUACAUACACCAACUCACCAAUCAGCAGAGGUCUGUGGCUCCAUGCAGACACCAACUCUCCAGUCUGCAGAGCUCUAUGAUUCUAUCCAGACACAAACUCUUCAAUCAGCAGAGCUCUAUAGCUCCAUACAUACACCAACUCACCAAUCAGCAGAGGUCUGUGGCUCCAUACAGACACCAACUCUCCAGUCUGCAGACAUCUAUGAAUCUAUGCAGACACAAACUCUUCAAUCAGUAGAGCUCUAUGGCUCCAUACAUACACCAACUCACCAAUCAGCAGAGGUAUGUGGUUCCACGCAAACACCAACUUUCCACCCAACAGAGGUCUGUGGCUCAAUACAGACACCAACGCUCCAAUCAGCAGAGCUCUGCUGCUCAAUGAAGCCACCAACUCUCCAAUCAGCAGAGCUCUAUACCUCCAUGAAGACACCAACUCUUCAACCAGCAGAGCUCUAUCAAUUAGGAGAAUGUGACAGUCAAUUGGAUGACGAUGACAUUGCAUUUAAGGUGGAUGUUGAAGCACCUCCUGUGAGGAUCACAACACCUUGUGAAGCUGAGAGGAACAAGUCCGUCGCAGCAGGUGGUCCCAUUGUCCUGCGUUGUGAGAUAUCAGACCCAAAUGCACACGUUUCCUGGUACAAGGACGGAAUGCUGCUACAUGAAGAGAAUGGACUAGAAAUGCAAUCGAAAGGUUCCAUAAGGACAUUGGAUGUGGAAUCUGCAAGGCUGUCUGAUUCAGGGAGCUACAGCUGUAAGACAACAGAUGAUACAAUGCAGUUUCAUGUGGAUGUGAAAGCUCCACCUCCGAAGUUUUCAGCAAUUUCUGAAGCUGACAAGAAAAAGUACAUCAAAUCAGGCUACCCUAUUGUACUGCAAUGUGAGCUCUCAGAUCCUACCAUCAAGGUGUACUGGUACAAGGAUGGAACAAAGCUCCUAACCCAAAGUGGAGUAGACAUACAAUCAGAUGGAACUAUGAGAACUCUAGUUAUCCAAUCAGCAGAGCUGUCUCACUCUGGAGUGUACCGUUGCGAGACAAUGGGGGAUGGCCUCCAAUUCACUGUGGAAGUAAAAGCUCCACCUGUGAGGUUCUCAGCACUUCCAGAAGCUGAAAGGAACAAGUUCAUUGAAGAUGGCUGCCCCAUUAUACUGCAAUGUGAGCUCUCAGAUCCAACUGCCCAGGUCUACUGGUACAAGGAUGGAACGAAGCUCCUAUCUCAAAGUGGAAUGGAAAUCCAGUCCGAUGGCAUCAAAAGGACACUACUCAUCCAAUCAGCUGAAAUAUCACAUGGUGGAACAUAUGAGUGCUCAACAGCAGGUGAUACCAUCACAUUUAAAGUGGAGAUCAAAGCUCCAUCACAGAAGAUCAUGCCACUUUCACCAAUGGAGCGGAACAAGUCUGUAGAAAUUGGCACUCCCAUUGUACUGCAGUGUGAGCUCUCAGAUCCUCUAGCCCAGGUCUGCUGGUCUAAAGAUGAAAUGAAACUAUUUCCCAAAACUGGCCUCGAUAUCCAAAGUGAAGCCAAUGUGAAGAGACUAGUAAUUCACUCUGCGGAGCUCUCUGACUCUGGGCUCUACUGCUGUAGUCUUGCUGACGAUGCAAUGACAUUCAAGGUGGAUGUUCAAGCUCUUCCCGUGAGGUUUUCAGCACUUCCAGAAGUUGUGAGGAACAAGUUCAUUGAAGCAGGCUGCCCCAUUGUUCUACAAUGUGAGCUCUCAGAUCCAACUGCCCAGGUGUUCUGGUACAAGGAUGGAACAAAGCUCCUCCCAGACAAUGGAGUCGACAUCCAAUCAGAGGGCGCUUUGAGGGCUGUGAUCCUCCAAUCAGCAGAGCUCAGUCACUCUGGGGUGUACAGCUGUGAGGCUUUAGAUGACUGCAUAGCAUUCAAGGUGGAUGUUGCAGCACCUAUAGCUCCACCAGUGAGGUUCUCAGCUGCCCCAGAGGUUGAGAGGAACAAGUCCAUUGAAGCAGGCUGUCCUAUUGUACUGCAAUGUGAGCUCUCAGACCCCAGUGGACAGAUCUGCUGGUACAAGGAUGGAAUAAAGCUCCUCCCACAAUAUGGAAUACACAUCCAAUCAGAGGGCACCAUGAGGACCCUGGUUAUCCAAUCAGCCACAUUUUCAAGCUCUGGGGUGUACAGUUGUAAAACAGCAGAUGAUAUCAGCGAAUUCUAUGUGGAUGUGAAAGCACCUCCGGUGACGUUUGUUGAUAUCCCUGAGGAAGACCUCUUCAAAAGUGUUGUGGAACAGGAUCUUCUUGUUAUGUCCUGUGAGGUUUCCAGGGUUGACGCCAUUGUCCAGUGGUACAAAGAUGGGGUUGAAAUGCAGUCUAGUGACAACAUUGCUGUACAAGCAGAUUGCACUGUUAGGAUGCUGACCAUCCAGUCAGCUCAGCUGUCAGACUCUGGGACAUACACAUGUCGUGCCGGAGACAGAGCUUUAAUGUUCAAGGUUAACAUACGAGAGCCACCAGUGAUGAUUGUAUACCCUAAAGAAGAUGUCCACCUUGAUCGGCAUGUGCCGGAGGAGAUCAUUCUCAGCUGUGAACUCUCACGUCUAAAUGGUGUCGUAAACUGGUUCAAGGAUGGGCAAAAGUUACAAGAAAGCGAAAACAUUAAACUUAAGAUUGAGGGCCCUUACAGGCGACUGAAGAUUCUUUGUAGUGGAGUCGAAGACUCUGGCGAAUAUGUCUGUGACACGGCUGAUGAUUCAAUAUUCUUUCAUCUCAGCAUAACAGAGCCUCCAGUACAAAUUAUAUCUCCAAGUCAGUCGCAAAUGGAGCUCUGCCAGCAAACAUCUGAGAGGAUGGUGUUGAGCUGUGAGAUCUCAAGGCCCAAUGCUGUGGUGCGCUGGUAUAGGGACGGGCUUGAGGUGGAGGAAAAUGACAACCUCAUCUUAGAGGUGGAUGGGGUCUACAGGAGACUCAUUAUACCUGAGACCACAGUCAAAGAUUCAGCCGAAUAUGUGUGCGACACGGCUGAUGACAACAUGACGUUCUUUGUCAACAUUGCAGAUCCUCCUGUCCGUUUCGUACGCCCAAGAAAGAUGGCAAGUCGGGUCGAGAUGUUUGUUGGAGAUUCUUUGGUUCUUGACUGUGAGGUGUCCAGAUCAAAUGCCACUGUAAGCUGGAAGAAGAAUGGGGAGGAAAUGGAAGAGAGCAGCAAUGUUACCGUUAUUGAGGAUGGCGUCAUGCGGCAAUUAACCAUCCACUCCAUGACAUUGGAGGACGCUGGGCAAUAUGUCUGUGACGCCAAGGAUGAUGUGAUGGACUUCCAGGUCAAGAUCAAAGAGACACCUGUAAAGAUCCUGAGCAAAAACGAUGUGAAUACUCAAAAGCAGUUCUUUGCAUCAGAUGACAUUGUCUUAGGGUGUGAGCUUUCAAGAGCCAACUGCAUGGUCGUCUGGUACAAAGACAACAAAAAAAUCGAUGACAAUGAGCGCUACUGUAGUGAGGAGCAGGGUGUUUUCCGUUCACUGGUGGUUUUAAAUGCUGAGAUCGACGACUCUGGAGAGUACACCUGUGAUGCCGGGGAUGAUAAGAUGGUGUUCUGUAUCACCGUGAAAGAACCCCCUGUGACCAUCAUUGGCAACUCGGGUAACCCAGAACAUCAUAGCCUGGUCGCAGGCGACAAACUCAUCUUGGAGUGUGAGAUAUCUUGUCCGAAUGCCACUGUCCAGUGGCUUUGGAAUGGAAAGUUACUGAGUUCAGAUGCUCGCACUCACAUAGACAGUGACGGUGCCACCAGGAAACUUGUUUUGUCAGGACUUCAGCCCUCGGACUCUGGAGAGUACAUAUUGGAUGCCAUCAAUGACAAAAUGGUAACCAUAGUUGAGGUCCAAGAGCCCCCAGUCCAGUUUGUGAACAAACAAGCCAGAACCACCAUCUCUGGCUACGAAAAUGAAAGUGUGACACUGUGUGCCAUGGUGAACCAGGAGCAAGCCUAUGUGCGAUGGCUUAAAGAUGGUGAACUAUUGAAUGGGGAUAAUAUUCACAUCUCCAGUGUGGGUAAAAUGCACACCCUCACCAUCAACCCCCUGAAACUAUCAGAUAGUGGAGGGUUUGUCUGUAACAUCAACACGGAUGAAAUGUAUUUCAUUGUCCAGGUCAAAGAAAUGAAAGUGAAAUUCUCCAGACCUCUGCAGAAUAUCGUAGCCCUGAAGGACAGUACCCUUACGCUGAGGUGUGAGGUCAACAAACCUAAAGGAGAUGUUCAGUGGCUCAAAGAUGGCCAGGAGAUUAAGCCCAGCCGUCGACAUACGAUAAGGGCACAGGGUCGGGAGCGAAGCAUCACUAUCCACCAGCUAAUGCUAGACAAUGCUGGGGAAUAUGCCUGUGAAUCCACAGACGAUAAGACUUUUGCCACUGUCAGCGUAGAAAUGCCUCCACCUACUGUCGAGAUUAUCGCAGAGCUACACAACAUCACUGUACUGGAGGGGGAAGAUGCUACAUUUAAGUGUAUGGUUUCGCCAGAGGACACACAGCUAGUGUGGAGCCUGAACGGCCGGCCUAUAGCUCCAGAUGAGAGGUUUGUCAUUUCAAGUAAUGGACUGUGCCACAUGCUGUGCAUUUACAACUGCCAGGUCUCAGACUGCGCCACGGUGACUGCCGAGGCACAAGGGCUGGUGUCUGAAGCAAACCUCCAGGUUCAAGAACAACAAGUGUUGUUCACCAAAAACAUGGUGCCCGUUGUGGCUGAGCAAUUCGGGGAAGCUACCCUGGAGGUGGAGGUGGGUCUCGACUCUGGAGAGGUGCAAUGGAUGAGGCAGGGUGUAGUCAUCCACCCGGGGCCGAAGUUCACCCUGAAGCAAAAGUGCCAGCGAAGGAGCCUCACCAUCCACAAGCUCGCCCUUUCUGACCGGGGCACCUACAGUUGCGAAACUCUCCACGACCGCACGCAAGCCCAACUCAUCGUGGAACCCAGAAAAAUUACAAUUCGGAGAGGACUCACUGACAUCCAAACCAUUCAACGUGAAACAGCAUCUUUCGAGGUGGAGCUGUCUCACAGCAAUGUAGAAGCCACUUGGCUAAAAGAUGGGAACCAGCUAAAGCCCAACAACCACUGGCGCAUGAGUGCCAAAGGGUGUGUCCACAGCCUCACCAUCUCCAACCUCACCUUGGACGACACAGGCACAUUUGUGUUAUCUGCGGAAAAUGUGAAAUCAUCUGCAAGGCUCAUUGUUAAAGAGCCACCAGUGACAGUCAUUAAAAAACUGGAGGACUUGCGCUUUCCAGAAGCAGCUAUGGCAUCAAUGGAUUGUGAGCUAUCAAGGCCUCAUGUUGAAGUGAAAUGGAUGAAGAAUGGGAUCGAGGUGAAACCACGCAAGGAUUUGCGUAUUUAUGCUAUGGGAAGAAAACACUACUUCCAAAUCCUGAAGUGUGAAGUCAGUGAUUCUGGCACAUACUCAUGUGACGCUGGAGACUCCAGUACAUCCUGCAAUAUAGCGGUCUACGAACGGGAGCUGUUGGUCCUGCAAGGCCUGGAGGACCUGGACAUACAGGAAGACCAGAAUGCUGUGUUUGUAGUUGAGAUCUCCCUGGAGGAUGUGCCUGGAGAGUGGUUCAAAAAUGGAGUGAGAAUUACACCAACCAGCACCAUCAAGAUCCGCCAGGAAGGGACCAAGCAUUUUCUUCUAAUGUGCAACGUGAGAGGAGAGGACUCCGGAGAGAUCAAGUUUGUCGCCAAACACGUGGAAUGCACAGCCUAUCUGGAGGUGGAGGAGCUUCCAUUGAACAUAACGAACCCUCUCCAGGACAAGGUAGCUCUUGAGAGGAGUCGUGCGAUCAUGGACUGCUCAGUAUCCAACCCUCGGUGCAGUAUCCGCUGGUACAAAGGCAGCAAUGUCAUCCUGCCCUCAGAGCGCUUUGAGAUCUGCAGUGAGGGCUGCUAUCGCAAGCUGGUCAUUCAACAGGUGGCACUGGACGAUGAGGGAACUUACAGUGUGCAGGUUGGAGAGCACACAUGCUCUGCAAAACUGACUGUAGAAGCCCAGUCUCUCCUGAUGGUGAGGGAACUGAAGAGCGUGGAGGUGGUUGCCCCGGAUGAGGCCUGCUUCGAGUGUGAAGUCUCGGUCCCCGUCCUCAAAGCCCCCGUGUGGAGCCUGAAGGGGGAGGCCCUGCAGCAGGGGCCCAAAGUCAGCCUAGAGAAGAUGGGCAUGGUCCACCGCCUCACCCUCCGACAGACCUCUGUUGACAUGAACGGCUUGGUGGAGUUCACAUCGGGAAAAGCCAAGAGCAGCGCCGAGCUCCACGUCAAGAGUGAUCCUUGACAGACGCAGUAUCGUCGUGAUGCAGUGUCAACAUCAGAAUGAGAUGGAUCGAUAUUUUAUUCACCAAUUUAUUUGUGUUCAUAUUUGUCAUGUGAAAUUGGAAUGUAUGGAAUAGAAUUGUAAGAUAUAUUCCUGUCUUUAAAAAGGGGGUGAAUAUUUUGUCAAAAUUAACAAUAAGUUAUUGAAAUAUUUUGUAUAAUUAUUUCCCAAUGCAGAUACCCCUAUUCACUUGAAACAAUGUCCUCUAAAGAGGCUCUUGGUAAAUAUCAACCAACAUAAGUACAGAGUUGACUAAAUUGUCUCUCUGAAUACGAGCAAGUAAUUCAUCCAUAAAAUGACAUGUAAUAUAAACAUUUUAUGUAAUAUAAAAAUGUGUUCUGAAGUCAAUCGUAAAAUACAGUUGGAGAAUGCAAUUGAUUACAGGCGUGGGACCGAAUCCUAACUUGAGAUCCAUGUUUGAGUGGCAUUUGCUUGCAAAUCUCACAUAGAUAUGAAUGCAUGCUUUAUGCAAAUGUCUGAGUUGUGCACUGGCAUACUAUGUCAGAAUUUGGGCCAUAAUGGUUACUUAUAGCAAGUAUUGAGAAACUGAAAGUUGUUUAGAAGUGACGAAUCCUAAUGAGCUACCAACUUUUUCACAUAAAUCUCCCUUUGACAUCAAUGCAUUUAUCUAGAACUUUGAGAUACACAUUUUUCUCAAGUUAGGAUUCAGUCCUAAGUUUAAAAAGGUUCUUAAAAGGUUCCAUUAGUUCUAUUUACUCUAAGUGUCCAUUUAGUCAGUCAGUCAAGCUGUUUGAGGAACAGCGCCGUUCUCGCUCUCAAAUUUCUUUAUCAUCAUUACUUAUAAUUGCAUAAUUUCAUUUGUAUUUUUCAUCACGUGUCCACUGUAUAGACAUCGUUUUUUACAUUUUGAAGUUGUUUUGUGGAGGCAGAAAUUCAAGCUACUAUGAAGAAUGGGUUCUGUCAAGUAGUAUUGGCUUGUAAUAUAAAUACAUUGGGCCAAAAUUGGUUAAUUUAGAAAGGUAGUUAAUAUUGAUCAUUUUAUUAGAUUAUAUUCAAGUUUAAAUGCAGAGUUACCUGAAUAACAUAUAUUGUAUUGAAUAAUUAAUGAAUAUGGUUUUCAUAUGAAGUGAAGUCAGUUCCAUAUUCUUUUUUCUUUUCAAUUUAAUUUGUUUCCAACACCCCCCACAAUGUAUUGAUAAGCUCCAUUAGUGUAUGCAGGAAUAAUUGUAAUGGGAUAUUACCUCUUUCAAUAAAUCAUGCUUUAUUAUGGUAAA